GUUAUUUUUAAUGUUGUUGGGUUGAGCUGUCAAAGUGUCAAAGUGUAAAUUGGUAAAAGUUUUGUAAGUUUAAUGAAAGUUUUUACAAACUUACGAAAUUUAUUUUGUCCUCAAAUUAAUGUUAAAUGUUUCUAAGAAACAAUUCUCUGGAUAUUGAAAAGCACAAAGGAGUGUUGCUCCCCUUUACAAUAGUGGGAAUAUUAAUCUAGAAGGAAAAAAGUGCAUGCGAACGUAAAUAACGUUGAUAUUAAGUGCGCGAUUUAUAAUUUAAAGGUUAGAUGGGGAAGAUGAAUCAUAUUACUGAAGCAAAUAUCAAGCAAUGUUUAUCGAAAUUUAUAUUCUAGUUAAUAAAUAGCUCCAAAAACAUUUAUCAAUUAAAAGGAGAUCCGUUCGACAAAAUAAAUAUUAAGAAUGCUUAAGGAAAUAAAUAUUCCAUUUCAGUAUCGCAAUUCAGAUGUAACACGCAGAGAUGUUAUCAGUGUUUUGCAAAUUUACAAAGGAUUGCAGCACAAAAUGGAGCAUUAUGUAUUUAAUGAUGGAUCUCGUAAGGAACUUAUUAAUUUACAAGGAACGAUACCUGUGACGUACAAAGGUAAUGUGUAUCAUAUUCCAAUAAGUAUUUGGGUGAUGGAUACACAUCCAAAUAAUGCGCCAAUGUGUUAUGUUAAUCCAACUCCGGAUAUGAAUAUUAAAGUUGGCAUGUAUGUGGAUCACAAUGGAAAAAUUUAUUUGCCUUAUUUACACGAUUGGGUUCCUCAUUCCUCGGACUUAUUGGGUUUAAUUCAAGUGAUGAUUAUCACUUUCGGUGAUCAUCCGCCAGUUUACUCGAAGUCUCCUCAACCGACCACGACUCCGUAUCCAAAACAACCUUUCAUGCCUUUACCUGGAAGUGGAUCCGGAGUGAGUGGAGGAGCCUAUCCUCCGUACCCGCCAUCUUCGCAAAUGGGAAGUUCAGUGUUUCCUCCAUAUCCCGUAAUGCCUGGAAGUUAUCCUUAUCCGAAUUAUCAACCGGGAAUGACUCCUGGUUAUCCUCCAAGUCAAGGAGCAGGGGGAAUGUAUCCUCCUUAUCCACCGUCAACUCAACCAUCACCGACAGUAGCUGGUGGAUCAGGUGGUUCGGGAACAAUAACAGAGGAACAUAUUCGUGUCUCAUUGCUUUCAGCAGUCGAGGAUAAAAUGCGACGUCGUCUUCGUGAUCAAUUCUCUCAAUUACAAGCCGAGCUUGAAACAUUGCGUAGAACGCAACAAGAAUUGACAAAUGGUUCAGCGCGCUUAAGUGAUUUAUUCGGCAAACUGAAUAAAGAUAAAGCCGAAUUGGAGAAAAAUAUUAAUAUCCUCCAGGAUAAGGAAUCCGAAUUGGAAAAUGAAAUAUCGAAACUUUCAGACAAUCAGGCAAUUGAUGUUGAUGAGGCUGUCACUCCUAUUGCACCUCUAUACAAACAAAUGUUGAAUGCUUUUGCUGAAGAGGCAGCAACUGAGGACGCAAUUUAUUAUUUAGCAGAAGGUCUUCGUAGCAAUAUAAUAGAUUUAGACGCAUUUUUAAAGCAAGUUCGUCAACUUUCAAGAAGACAAUUUAUGCUCAGAGCACUAAUGUCGCUUUGUCGACAAAAAGCUGGUUUGGCUGGUUAAAAAUACCACUAAAAUUGGCCUUUUAUUUUGAAAAAUAUGGCAUCGCUUUAUAGACACAGUUAAUUCUCUAUUUUUUGAUUUAUGUUAGAAAUAUAUUCAAGAAAAUUUUAAUGCUGUACAUGUAAAAUAUCGAGAAAUACAUAUAAACACUAUAUUAAUGAAAA
Molecule: messenger RNA, 1793 nt
Organism: Leptopilina heterotoma
Lineage: Eukaryota; Metazoa; Arthropoda; Insecta; Hymenoptera; Figitidae
Gene: TSG101
Product: tumor susceptibility gene 101 protein
Exons: 8
Coding region: 412-1629 (405 amino acids)
Biological process (GO): protein transport; protein modification process; endosome to lysosome transport
Cellular component (GO): ESCRT I complex
Molecular function (GO): ubiquitin binding
Source: RefSeq, a predicted model, not a curated record